Messenger RNA from Epinephelus fuscoguttatus (brown-marbled grouper), 3790 nucleotides. RefSeq names its product E3 ubiquitin-protein ligase TRIM39-like. The transcript is spliced from 8 exons. Bases 180 to 1817 code for a protein of 545 amino acids. The record is from RefSeq and is a predicted model, not a curated record. Lineage: Eukaryota; Metazoa; Chordata; Actinopteri; Perciformes; Serranidae. Gene Ontology annotation, molecular function: zinc ion binding; protein binding.
UGCUCGGGAGAGGGAGGGUUCAGGCUGAUGAAUAACUGUGUUGACGUUACAUUUUCCUGUUUCACAGCUAGCCCUGUAAUGUAUUCAUAACUCACUCACACAGCGGGAGAGUCACCUGCUCUGCUGUCACCGAGGACUGAAGGGUGACUGAACAGCUUCACCUAAAAGAAGCAGCUACAAUGACCUCCUCAGGUAUGUUACCAGAGAAACAGUUCCAGUGCUCCAUCUGCCAGCAAGUGUUCACUGACCCGGUCACCACUCCCUGUGGACACAACUUCUGCCAGGCCUGCAUCCAGAGUGUGUGGGACAGCAGCGAGGUCUGCCAGUGCCCCACCUGUAACAAAUCAUUCACCCCCCGUCCUGAAAUCGGCAUCAACACAGCCUUCAAAGAGCUGGCGGACACGUUUAGAAACAUUGUCAUUUGUUCGUCAGCGUCACCACUGUGCACGACCAAACCAGGCGAGGUGGCGUGUGAUGUCUGCGCGGCGACAUCCCUGCAGGUGAAGGCCCUGAAGUCCUGCCUGGUGUGUCUGACCUCGUACUGUAAAGCCCACCUGGAGCCUCACCAGAGAGUCGCCACCUUGAAGAUCCACAAGCUGAUCGAGCCGGUGAGGAACCUGCAGGAGAGGAUGUGCAAGAAGCACGAGAGGCUGCUGGAGAUGUUCUGCAGGGACGAACAGAAAUGUGUGUGCCAGUUCUGCACCGAGACCACGCACAAAGACCACCAGGCUGUUACAAUAGAGGACGAGAGUCAGGAGAGGAAGGUCCAAAUCCAGCAGACUGAGGCAGAUUUUCAGCAGAUGAUUCAGGAGCGACUGAAGAAAGUGGAGGAGAUCAAAAACUGUCUGAAGCUCAGCAACGCAAGUGCGGAGAAGGAGAUGAAGGAGAGCGACCGUCUUCUCACGUCUCUGAUUCGCUCGAUUGAGGAGAGACACACUGAAGUCCACACAGAGAUCAAGGAGAAGCAGAAAGCAGCGGAGAGGAGGUCAGAGGAGCUCGUCGAGGAGCUGCAGCAGGAAAUCACUGAACUGCAGAGGAGGAAUGCUGAGCUGGAGGAGCUGAGGGACACUGACGACCAUCUGCACAUCUUACAGAAGUCGCCCUCUCUGAUGUCACCUCCACACACCAGAGAGUGGUCAGAGAUCAGCAUCCACCCUGAACUGUGCGUGGGGGCGGUGAGAAGAGCGCUGUCUAAGCUGGAUGACACCUUGAAGAAUGAACUGGACAGCCUGAAGAAAGAAGAGAUAAAGAGGAUGCAGAAAUAUGCAGUUGACGUGGUUCUAGACCCGGACACUGCCCAUCCAAACAUUGUCCUGUCAAGUGACGGAAAGCAGGCGGGCCGCGCUGAGCUGCUACACAUUGUGCCAGAUAUCCCUCAACGCUUUGACCCCGUCAUUUGUGUUCUAGGCAAGAAGGGCUACAUGUCUGGGAGGUUCUACUUCCAGGUGGUAGUAGCAGCAAAGACCUUCUGGGACCUGGGCGUGGUCAAAGAGUCUGUCAACAGGAAAGGGAUGAUCACCUCCAAGCCAGAGAACGGCUUCUGGACGGUGCGGCUGAGGAACGGCACAGAGUAUCGCGCUUUGGAUUCCCCCUCAGUCCAUCUUCCCCUCAAGGACAAGCCGCAGAUUGUGGGAGUGUUUACGGAUUACGAGGAGGGGAUUGUGUCGUUCUUUGAUGUGGAGACCAGGUCUCAUAUCUACUCUUUCACUGGGUGCUUGUUCUCUGAGAGGAUCUUCCCCUUCUUCAGCCCGGGUGUUUAUGAUGAAGGGAAGAACGUAGCGGCAUUGGUUAUCACAGCUGUUAAUCCUGAGACGUAGACUUGAAGAUGAACCUUUGACUGUAUUCUGAAGUUGCAAGAGAGAUUUUGACUCACAGAACUGAUUAGUAAUGAGUAAAGUCUUGUUUGUUUGUUUUUUUAGUAUCUGGGUUUCUAGUGCAGUUCUCAAAGAUUGUAACACCCCACAUCCUCUAUACAAGGCAUCAUGGCCUUGAACCUACUAGCCAUAAUCGGAAAUGUUUCAAAGUUGCUAUUGACUAUAGAAGUUCAUUUGAACUAGGGUAAUAUUUUCUUUGCACUUCCUGGAAAAAGAAUCAAAGACUGGACUAACCAACCAUGACGACCAUGACAAUAUAGAAGCUACUAUGGUUCAGCAAUGAGUGAAUCUACGUUAUAUAUAGAACUGUGCGCAGGAAAGCUGACUAAAGCUGACUGAAAGCACAGAAAGUGCUUAUGUACAAAAAUAUCCUGAUUUAUCCCUUUAUAGAUCACAAUCAACUCGAAAUUUGGCGCAGGUGAGCGAGCAUCGUGCCCCAUCUAUAGGUAGUGAUGGCCAAAUGAGGCCUGAUGAACCACUGUCUUUAUUUUCUGAAGCCACUAGAUGGCGCUGUCUGUUCUACAAAGGUUUGAAAGCACACUUGUGGUUCAUGAGGCUUCAGUUGGCCAUCACUAUCUAUAGGUGUGUAUAAAUGGCUGCUGAAACACCCUGAAUUAACAUUUAUUAUUAAGACACCACGCAAAGACAAGCAUGGAAAACACUGCAAGAAAAGGUAAAAAACAAAACUUCAAACAAUGUGAAGUUGACUGAAAACCGAGGGAUGUUUCAAGUUGACUGUCAGACAGUUUCAGUGACUGUCUGAAAUAAACACUCUAAAUGAGGGAUGCAGUUACCAUAGUACUGUUUGACAAACAAUCUGAUUUUCGUGACUCAAAUGAUUUCUGAAAAUAUCGGCACUGGCUCAUAAGCCACUCAUCAUCGUUGGCCAGUAGGUCAGCGCCAAAUAAGCCAUUGUGCAUCUUUACACACUGCGAUCGCUGCUUUUUAUACCCAUCCAUCAACUGAUGGAUUGCAUGUGAAACCAAAUUCCCUGAUUGUAAAUGAGGGGCAAUUUUGGCCAACGAACACAGGGGAUAAAUAUUAGUAAGGUUGACUAAACAUGUUAUUUGUUUACACUUUUUCUAACAGUGACACAGUGCUUUACAAUGGCAUACUAGUGAUGGCCAAAUGAAGUCUCAUGAACCACUUUCUGUAUUUUCUGACCCCACCAGAUGGCGCUCUUGGUUCAAAAAUAAAGGCUGAAGGACUGGCAAUGAAGUGUGCUUUCAAACCUUUGUUGAACACACAGUGCCAUCUAGUGGCUUCAGAAAAUAAAGACAGUGGUUCAUGAGGCCUCAUUUGGCCAUCACUAUGGCAUACAACACAUUUAGCACACAGUGAUUAAAAAGAAUUUAAAGCCAUAAAACAAACUGAUAGUAAUAUGUGUAAUUUUAAUAUGUUAUACAGGGUUAUUUGUAUCAUUAUGCAUUGUCCCAAGGCCUCAGGGGAGUUGAGGGGGUUUACAUAACAGCCCAAUACGGAUGUAUUUUUCAGGAGAUUGGAUUGAUCUCAAAUGAAACUAAAGCAACUGGAAGUAAAAAACAAAACACAAAUGUAAUUUGAACUGCUAGUGAGUAUUUUGUUUUUUGAGGGCCUAAUUUAAGGACACCUUUGGGUACCUUUGUGCCAAAAUUAAAUGAAUCAUCAAACCCAUGUAAAUGAUACCUGACAUGUUUACAGUUGUCUUGUGGACUUUACAUGCUUAGCAUAGCAUUGUUUGUGUAAUGGAAGCUUGAAACUGAAUUUAGACACAUUGUAUUAUCAUUCAAGAGGUGCUGAUUUACUUUAUGCAGAGCUGGUAACAACUUCAACCUUAAUGAUCAAAAUGUUUUGAGAUUAAAGCCUUGACUGGCAUGUUUGAAUCUUGUGAUUUUUUUCAAAUAAAAUGCAAAACCUUUUGCAUCAGUCCCAACAGA